AGCAAGCACGGGAGAAGGUGGCGAGAGAGAGAGAGAGAGAGAGAGAGAGAGAGGAAGGGGUCGUUCGGGGGGGUUGAUGAGGCAGAUAGACGAGCAAGCAAAAGAGAGGAGAAGCUGUCAUAUGCACACCGCUUUAUUUUUUUCCCCGCAGCUCUGCCCCCGUCUGUCAACUGCCUGGCGGGGAUGACGGGUGGCUCGUUUUCUGGCGGCGCGGUUAUCUGAGCGAGGCUGGCGGCGGCGUUGACAGAAUCAGGGGCGGCAUCUUCGGCCACUUUCCUCAGCGGAGCAGCCUCAGCCUCCUCGGCCGUUCCCCCCCCGUCUGACGAGUGGGAGAGCUGAAGGACCCCCGCUGAUAGAGGCUUCUCUCUGUCAAGGCAGUAAGUAGGGGAGGGAGAGAACUCUUGAGUGUGUGUGCAUCAGAAAGAGAGAGAAAGUGUUUUGAGUCAGAGGGCGGCGAGAGGAUGUUGGAAGCGUGCGUGGCAAUGAUGUGCGCGGUGCGUUGAGCUCAAAAAAGGUGCCAUGUGCGAUUGGCCAGCACGCCUCGUGGCAGCAUCAUCGCCCCGGAUUCGUGGAGAAGUGCUUCCUGCGCUCCAUCGGGAAUCUUUUACGGGAUUUAUCUCAUCUCGCUGGAUGGCGGCGGGGAGCUCUGUGCCUCUCUGAGAGAAGAGUCCGCAGAGAAAAAGCCACGGAUAAUAAGUAAAAUAAUUAUCCAAUCAGGGCACAGGGAGGCAGACCGGGUUCCCUUAGCAACAACUGAAGGAGAAGUCGUUUUCUCUUUCUGCUUGCUUUUUUUGUGUGUGUUUUUUUUUUUUUGGGGGGGUGGCGGGGGGGCACACCCAUAUGGACUGCUGUGGGUCAAGAUCGGUGUGACUCGCGCCGACCCCGAUCCCAGGAAGAGUUUCUGCUUCUCAACUGUAACUGUGUCUGAUCUGCGCCAUGAUUUCUACCACGAGUCACGUUUAGCUCAGAAAUCCAAUUCAUCCUGAUCCCACGCCACCUGGAAUAAAUCCUUUUUUCAAGGUGGGCCAGGAUUCUUUAGGAAAAAAACUCCACCACCUGUCUGCCUAUGGACUAGAUGGACAGCAUCAUUAAGUUGUCCAGAAUCUCUGAUUUUGGAUGUCCUUUGGAAUACCUGUUUUUUUUCCAAGAAAACUAUUUAGAAGAGAAUAAUCGGGGGUGCUGUAUCACACUUUUCUAAGGUAGCAUGAGGGCUCCAGCUGAAGCCUAAGUAUAGAAAUAUGUUCUAAAUAGCCUCUCCUCUAAAACAGUUGAGUUGUACACUCUGACACAUGAGAUGAGUUGGCUCAGCGCGAUUAUGUAAGAUUUUCAUUCCGGCCUCGGCACAUGUUUUUUGUUUUUUUUUGGUGCCUCUUUCUUUUUUUUCCCCAUGGAUUUACCGCGUUUGAUUUCGCCCACGCUCGUAUUCUUCCCGUUUCCGGACGAAUGUCGUGGAUGUCAGCGAGUGGCCCUGUGGCGAGGAAAGGCGUUUUGGUCGUCCGGGUGCUUUUAAGAUGUUGAGGUCUCCCUGCGUGGCCGGGGCCCCUGUUCGGAUCAGUAGCACUGAGGCUCCUCGUAGCCAAAGACAUGGACCCCGACUCGGCUCCCCCACGCCCUCAGCCCGUUGGCCACUGGCCCCACGUCCCCCUGUGAAGGAUGUCCCUCAGCAGAGCUCCGGCCCGGGACACCUCUGAGACCCCCAGCCCGAGAGAACGCAUCCGCAGCCACAUGAAGAUGGUGAUUGACCAGCUGGAAGGAAUCCUCAGAGAGCUCAAGGAUGUGGCCAAGGAACUCCGGGAGGUGGUGGGUCAGAUCGACAAACUGACGUCGGACUUUGACUUCGACCUGGAGCAAGAUGACUGGACGGUGGCGACGGCGAGCAGCACGUCCAGCAGCGAGCGCGGCCUGGGGGAAGCCUUCCGCCUGGACUUCCUCAACGCCGACGUGCUGUCCGACAGCUGGGAGUUCUGCAGCUACCUUGAGGCCGCCGGUGCUUGCGCCCGCGCGCCCGGCGAGCCGCCCCUGGGUUACCCCAGGCCGCACACGGGUCGCGGGACCAUACCCACUCAGACGCACACCCCGCCCCCCAUCGCCACCGCCUCCGUCUACUCCCAGAUGAACGGCGGGCUGCCCAUCCCGAACGGACCUCGCAUCAUCACUCCCGAUUCAUCCAGCGAGGAGGCCUGCAGCUCCACGCACAGCCACAAAACCAGGGAGAGGGUCCGCUUCAGCGACAAAAUCCUCUACCACGCCUUGUGCUGCGACGACGACGACGACGACGAAGAGGAGCAAGAGGACCUCCGAGACGACAAGAGCGGCUGCGCCACGCCCGACAGCGACAGCGAGCAGAGCCUGGUGGCCGAGCCGGUGGGCCCUAAACGCUCGUCCUCCGAGCACUCGCUCCUCCAUAACUGCCUUGACCCUUCUUACGUGCCGCUGUCGGCGAGAAGCAUGACGGGAGCGCACACGUUACCCAGGAAAGGCCUGCUGAACCCGGGCUGCCGCAAAAAACUCCUGCGAAACAGCAGCACGCAAACUGUGUCGGAUAAGAGCACCCAAACUGUACUGCCCUAUGUUCCAAACAAACAGAAAGCAAAGGAGCACUGAGCCAGCCCUGAGUUUAUCCUCCAUCUCACCACCAAGGACUGUGCAUUAUUUAAUAUUAAAUACAUAGCUAAUAGAUUAUUACACAAACAAAUCAGUUACUAAAUAAAUAAAUGAUAUAUGGGAAGAAAAAUCACGCGCCUUCUUAGUCAUUCCACGAGGAGGUCGGAAGCAAAUAUCUGGAUUUUUUUUUUUUUAGCCGUUGGAAGCGCUCCUUUUAC
Molecule: messenger RNA, 2822 nt
Organism: Entelurus aequoreus (snake pipefish)
Lineage: Eukaryota; Metazoa; Chordata; Actinopteri; Syngnathiformes; Syngnathidae
Gene: insyn1
Product: inhibitory synaptic factor 1
Exons: 3
Coding region: 1654-2604 (316 amino acids)
Biological process (GO): inhibitory postsynaptic potential
Cellular component (GO): postsynaptic density
Source: RefSeq, a predicted model, not a curated record